AUGACCGAGGUCUCGGCUACCCGCCUCUACUUGGGCAACCUCCCUCGCACAGCUACCAAGGCCGAUAUCGAGGCCCACUUUGCGACCCAUGGCACCGGUGAGAUCACGGAGGUGAAGCUGAUGAACGGCUUUGGCUUCAUCGAGUACAAGGAUCCCAUGGAUGCCCGCGAUGUCGUUCCCGGUUCGUCAGAGCAUUCUAGCCCCCCGAUUUACUAUGCGCAGAUGGACUAA
Clonostachys byssicola is the source of this 231-nucleotide messenger RNA. The record is from the annotation of a GenBank genome assembly. Lineage: Eukaryota; Fungi; Ascomycota; Sordariomycetes; Hypocreales; Bionectriaceae.